Amborella trichopoda is the source of this 3498-nucleotide messenger RNA. It is a transcript of the gene LCBK1, whose product is annotated as long-chain base (LCB) kinase 1. The record is from RefSeq and is a predicted model, not a curated record. NCBI's taxonomy places the organism in Eukaryota, Viridiplantae, Streptophyta, Magnoliopsida, Amborellales, Amborellaceae. Gene Ontology annotation, biological process: ceramide metabolic process; phosphorylation. Gene Ontology annotation, molecular function: ceramide kinase activity.
ACGGAAUAAUAAUAAGAUAAAAUAAUUAAUUAUUCAAUAUUCGCCUCCCAUAAAUAACACAAAAACCCAACUCAUAAUUCAAAAGCCACGGCCCCUGAUCUCUCUGUCCCUCUCAUUUCCUCUACAUCCUCUGAACAUUUUCUGGUGGCUUCUCGCCAUUAACUUUGCCCUAAUUCUCAUCAAUGUCUGAGUUUUGGGAUUAGGGCUUGUGUUUUGAUUGCUGGAUCUUUGGUCUGAUUGAUUUGAAUUAGGGUUUUUUGGUCGGAUGUGUUAUGCUCUCUGUGGGGGGAGAUCAGGGCUCUGGUUUUUUGGAACUGGAGAUGUCAUUUAUUGAUCUUAAUUGGGAGAAUUAGGAGUUCUUUCUUUGGAGCUUUGGUUUCAGGAAUGAAGGCCCCCCAACUGUGGUCGUUGUCAAGGUACAAUUGAGGGGCCUAUUUGUAACCUGCAGGAGAAGUUGGAAGGAACUGAGCAAGUUUUGAAAGAUACACUCGUGUAUAAAUGGCAUCGCAUGGGUGGGUAAUGAUUAUGCUAGAUUCCUCAUUUAUUAUCCAUCUUCACGGCAAUUCUUGUAAAAAUACAUCUGAGUCUUCCCGUGAUUUUGAUCUGUUUUGGAAGUCUUUUCUAUUAGGCAGAGAUGCAGAAGACUGGGUCUCUCUCCAAAAAUGUCAAUCCCUUGAGAGUGUUGUCUCAUAAGUCUCGUCAUUCGGGUAGUAGAUCUCCUCAAUUGGCAGUUGGGCAUUCAUCCCCAACUGUGUUUCCAGAAAGACGUGGCAGGGUGAAGUCUUCAAAAUCGAUUGAGGCAAACAUAGUAAAUGAAGAACCUGAAAAUCUUAAGGUCCAAGAGCAUAGGAUUGACAUAGGGGACGAAAAAUCUGACUUAUUAGGUGAUGUGGUGUUUUCUGGAAAACUCAUUCUUGACAAGAAAUCUUCCUGUUCAACUGCUGAUGUCCAAACUUCAGAGGAAGGCACCAAAAAAGAUGGGGUUGAUGCAACACUUACAAGCAAAGCGUUGGUCUGGGGGUCUCACACGUUGUAUCUUGCGGAUGUAAUUUCUGUCUCUUAUAGUGAUGGAGUGAGACAUUUCACCGUGCAUUCGUAUCCCUUGAAAAGGAUACCAUGUGUUCUUGCAUGCAUUAUGAAGCCUCAAAGAAUUCGGAAAGACUACCGAUUUUUGGCUUCUAAUCCAGAUGAAGCCCUUAGUUGGGUUGCCCAAUUUGCAAAUCAACAGUGCUUUGUUAAUUGUUCACCACAUCCCUUAAUGGCUUCCAAGAGGCAUGGAUCGAACAUAAUUGGGAGCGAUUUUCCACUUGAGCAACCUAUAAAAUGCAAAACCCCACCAACAGUUCUUGUGAUACUAAAUCCACGGUCUGGGCGUGGCCGUUCCAGUAAAGUUUUUCGCCACGAGGUGGAACCAAUAUUCAAGCUUGCAGGUUUCAGGAUGGAAGUGGUUGAAACCCAAUCAGCAGGUCAUGCACAAACUCUGGCAUCUACUGCCGAUUUCAGUAAAUUUCCUGAUGGAAUUAUAUGUGUCGGGGGUGAUGGAAUUGUGAAUGAGGUUCUUAAUGGUUUACUUGGUAGACGUGACCAAAAAGAAGGUAUUUCAAUUCCAAUUGGUAUUAUUCCUGCUGGAUCAGAUAACUCACUUGUUUGGACCGUUUUGGGAGUUAGAGAUCCUGUGUCUGCUGCAAUAGCAAUUGUGAAGGGUGGCCUUACAGCGACAGAUGUUUUUGCUGUUGAGUGGAUACAGAGUGGUGUUAUUCACUUUGGCAUGACGGUUUCAUAUUAUGGUUUUGUGAGUGAUGUCUUGGAGCUCUCUGAAAAGUACCAGAAACGUUUCGGUCCUCUCCGCUACUUUGUUGCAGGAUUCCUCAAAUUGUUAUGCUUGCCAAAGUACAGUUUCGAGGUUGAAUAUCUUCCUGUUUCGAAGCCAGAUUCUGACCUUGAAGGAAGAGAUCCGGCGAUGUCUGGGAGUGGUGAUAACUCUAAUGAAGGCCCUGACUCCACCAAGAAAAGUAAGGAUGGAGGUAUCCCAAGAGCCUCGAGCUUGUCAAGCAUUGAUUCGAUUCUUACCCCAAGCCGAAUGUCUGGAGACUUAGACACUGUAACUUGUAGCACUCUUGCAAGCAGUGAGCCUUCUGACUAUGUUCGUGGCCUUGACCCAAAAUCGAAACGUCAAUCCUUUGGUAAAAGCAAUGUAGUGGCUGAACCGGAAGAAGUUAUACACCCCCAAUUGCCCUUAUCCACAACCCCCAAUUGGCCGAGAACAAGAUCAAAAUCAAGAACUGAUAAGGUAUGGACAGGUUUAACCACUGCCAAUGAGACUAGAUGUUCUUGGGGUAAUGCAGCAAUGAAUGACAAGGAAGAUAACUCAUCGACAGUGUCGGAUCCUGGACCCAAUUGGGAUACUGAACCAAAAUGGGACACUGAGCCCAAAUGGGACACUGAACCCAAGUGGGAUGCUGAGCCAAAGUGGGACACAGAGCCCAAUUGGUCUGCAGGGAAUCCUUUUCAGUUAACUGAGGAGGAUUUAGAGAUGGGAGUGAAGGAUGAGGUGCCUAAGUUUGAGGAGAAAUGGGUUUCUCAAAAGGGGAGAUUUCUUGGGGUUUUGGUAUGUAACCAUGCUUGUAAAACUGUGCAAAAUUUGAGCUCACAGGUGCUUGCGCCAAGUGCUGAACAUGAUGACAACACUUUGGACUUGUUAUUGGUACGUGGGAGUGGCAGGCUUAGAUUGUUGAGGUUUUUCCUGCGCAUGCAAUUUGGAACGCAUCUUUCCCUGCCCUUUGUGGAAUAUGUCAAGGUUAAGUCGGUGAAGCUCAUACCAUGCAAGAACACCCAUGGUGGGUGUGGUAUCGAUGGCGAGCUUCAUAUGGUUGGUGGUCAGGUGGUUGUUUCAUUACUUCCGGAACAAUGCAGACUUAUUGGCCGCCCUGCCCGUGACCGUGUAUAGCUAAUCUCUCCCUCUCUCCAAAGUGGGUUGGGGUGCUUUUUUGAGUUGUUUGCUUUGAUUCCACUAUGAACAACACUACAUGUUAUGGACGUGGAAUUUCUAGAGCAUGCGCAUUCAAAGAAGCAGCCCUGUUUCAUCCCAUAUCUUAACCCUCUGCUUUGGUCAUUUUCCUUCUCUGAUUUUCCUGUAAAUUUACGCGGCUGCAUGGCUUUUGAGUGCUUAAUCUUUUAUUUUAUUUUACUUUUGUUCCAGUCUUGCUUUCUUUUUGGCCUUUCUUCAGUUUUAUCUAGCCCCGCUGUUAUCACCCUAUUGGGAGUGAAUUCCUUUCUGCAUGUUGGUUUUGUCCCUAUCAAUUCUUUUCUAACUUAUCUUGUAAAGCAGUGUGGUGUGCGUUGUAUUUGAUGUUUCAGUGAUCCAUCUUCUGCUAUGUUUCUGUUUCCACGGGAUUCACAUUAUUCUUGUUGUUAUAUAGUGAUGAGAUGUCGGCUGCGCUGUACUUGAGACUGGAUAUUGAGCACCUUUCUUUAGGGAAAUACACGAUUCUUUGAUUA